Molecule: messenger RNA, 471 nt
Organism: Soboliphyme baturini
Lineage: Eukaryota; Metazoa; Nematoda; Enoplea; Dioctophymatida; Soboliphymatidae
Source: the annotation of a GenBank genome assembly
AUGGAAACGCUCUACAAUUUGUUGGAAGUUUCCGCGUCUUGCAGUAGGCAGGAAGCGAAAGCUGCUUAUUUUCGCCUGCUGCGCAAAUUUCAUCCAGACAGAAGUGCUGAGGGCAAUGUUGAACGGCUGCAAGCCAUAGCUGUGGCGUGGAAAGUGAUCGGUGACGAGUGUUCGAGAAAGGUGUACGACAGAUGGUUGCAGGAACAAGAACUUCGUCUGAAUUCCGGCUUGUUUUACGAGACAGUUUCUCUUCGAGAUGUCGUUGACGAGAAAGACAUGAAAGCGAGCCUCGAAGCAGUACCUUCUCCGGUUCAGAUUGAUUGCAGGUGCGGCGGUUGCUUUGUCGUUGAUCCUCAACUACAGUUUUAUGGUCGCGACAAUGUUCUAGUACCCUGUUCGAACUGUUCAUUGAAUCUGCGAGUGACUGCUUUACCCUGCGACGAUAGUAGCAAUGGGCUACUUCAGUCAUAA